AUGACCAAACUGAUAGAAAAAGAUGGCCAAAUUCAAGUCAAUUAUUUAAACAGUGAAAACCAGAAAUUUGAUGUUAGUCAAUGUGGUAAAAUAGUGGCUCCAAAAUCUAAUCCAAAAGAAGUUAUUGAAAGCUGCUUGGCAGUACUAGACUUGAUAAAAGAAAAAAGGGCACCAGAUGGUGUCUUAUUGGAUCGUACAAAGAUAUCCUGUAGCCGUAAAGGUACUUACAAAAAUGGAGAAGAUUAUGAUGUAUUGGACAAGAUAUUGGGAAAAGGAUUAAAUGGUCAAAUUGUAGUUGUUCGUGAUAAAAAACUGGGAUCAGAACAUGCACUAAAAACGGUAAUGCUUGCCUACUUUGAUUCAAAUGAAAUCCGGUGUUGGACAGAUUUGGAAGGUUAUAAUAAUUUUCCUUCCCUUUAUAUGUUUAAUAAACAGAAUGGACAGAUUGAAUUUCACUAUGAAAUUCUUGAUAAAGCUGUCACUAUAUCUGACAUAAUAGAUAACCACAUGCUGAAAAUGAGAGAAAAUCAUGAGCUGCUGCGUCAUUUCUCUCUUUAUGUUCUUCAAGGACUUUUAGAAGCAUCUUCAGUAAUGCAUUCUAAAAAUUGGUUGCAUGAUGAUCUUCAUGAAAACAAUGCAAUGCUUCAAGCAAAACCUAGUAGUGAACUGAAGGUUCGUGUAUUGGAUUUUGGUAGAGCCAAAAAGCUGGAUAAAAAAGCAACUAUUACAAAUGACAUCCAUCAAAUUAUCCGUGUGUUUACUUCUGUGUAUGUAACUGAAAAGUUUCAAAAUGCUACAGAUCUCCAAAAAAACUGGGAGGUAAAAUUACAAGAGCAAGCAAAAGAGCUUCAACUGAGUAAAGAAAAUAAAGAUGAAUUGCUAAAUCUCAUUAAAAUUGCACUGGAUGUUCACUUGACUGAACAAGAAAUUGAACUGAAGGAAAUGGUGGACUGCAAAUUGAAAGAUAGCUUAGUGGAGAAUCCUGAUAUAAUGAAGGAGAUCUGCAAGCUUAUUUUCCCUGAUUAUUCUUUGGAAACAGAUAACGUGGAUGCUGGUUCAUCAGAUUUCAUUUCAUUUAACAUUUUUAAAAUUGGUUAA
Messenger RNA from Acanthosepion pharaonis, 1098 nucleotides. The record is from the annotation of a GenBank genome assembly. Lineage: Eukaryota; Metazoa; Mollusca; Cephalopoda; Sepiida; Sepiidae.